Messenger RNA from Drosophila eugracilis, 6557 nucleotides. RefSeq lists its product as uncharacterized. NCBI's taxonomy places the organism in Eukaryota, Metazoa, Arthropoda, Insecta, Diptera, Drosophilidae. The coding region runs from base 1158 to 6179 and encodes 1673 amino acids. The transcript has 18 exons. The record is from RefSeq and is a predicted model, not a curated record.
UGACGCUACGGUCUUCUGCUCAAGGAUACGCGAAAAUCCAAUCCGCUGGAGGAGCAAAACGCGGCGCGUGGAACCCAGAAACCAAAAGUACAACAACAACCAACCAACCAACCAACCAACAAGAAAAAAAAAGAAAAUAAAGAAAAGCAGCAGGAAAAGCACAACCGAUUCGCUCGAGUGUGCCCGUGUGAGAGUGUGUGAGUGCCGCAGUAUCUGUGUGAGUGGAUCGGUGCCGUGUGUUUGGGGCCGUUUAAUUUUAUUAUCGCUCCGCGAUGCGUCAUGAAAAUUGCAGGCAAAACACAGAAAUACAAUAAAUGAAAAAUUAAAUAUUAAUUAAAUUUUGCAUACGAAUCGAGCGGCGAAUGUUGCGAUUCCGCUGAUUGAAAUGUUAAAUAGAUAUUAAAAAUUGAUGGUGUAUUUCGGCCAAACAGUCGGAUAAGUCAGGCUGAGCGGUUGCCCCCUGCAGAAUAUAUAUAUAUAGUAUAUAUUGGCAUCUUAACCAUCGGGUGUGCGUGUAUAUGACUUUAUUAAAUUGUAAAUCCCCCAACUCGCGCGUGUUCUUACACAUUGUUUGUGGACUUUUGCGACUGCUCCAGAUUUCCUACCCAUUUGUUGUUGCACUUAUCGCGAUUGCCGCACGGAGCUUGCCACCUGCCCGACUCGCUCGACCUGCUGCAACGUCCUCGAAAAAAAAUUGAAAUCGGAAAAACAAUGCAACAAUCGGAGGGCAUCGCACACCUCAGUGCCACGCAGCGGCAGCAACAUCAACGGGAGCAACAUCAGCAGAAACAGCAGCAACAGCAGCGCAAAAGUUAUGCCGCGGGCAAAAACUGAAAAUGAAACAACUUAAUUAGUAGUUGUAGGAGUCGAGAGCAAAAAGCCGCGCACUCCCUGAAUUCCGAAUCAGCAGCCCAGAAGCAGGACGAGCUCAGCCCGAGGAACUGGAAGUGGAGGUGGAAGUGGAAGUGGGUGUGCCGAAUUUCAGGGAACAUUUCGCCGAAGGAGCCGAAAGCUCCCGUAAAAGUGUUCGCGUGUGAGUGAGAGAGUGGCUGCACUUUUUUGAGAAAAUUAAAUUGAAAACAACGUCAGCAGAGAGGCGAGUAAACAUUCGGAAAUACGAGACGAGCCUGCAUAUAAAUUGUUACACUUUACACACAAUGGAUUUGCCAGCGAAAAGGACUUCCACAAUGCCCCUAACAACUUCCCACAAAGCCAACAUCAGACGAAGCUGCCUGGCUCUAUUCACGCUCUUCCUGUUCGCGGCUCACAUCAGCAUAACUUCCGGUCAAAUCGAUUGGGACGACGACGAUGAUCCAGUUUCCACAGUGGCCGUGGAGGCCGUUCUGGGGCGAACCGCAUCCUUGCCGUGCGACAUCGAGCCGGAGGCGAAGGACGAUCGGGUGUACAUGGUGCUUUGGUUCCGUGAGAGCGCCGGCAAGCCACUUUACAGCUUCGACGUCCGAGGACGGCCCUUCGAGAAGGCCCUCUACUGGUCGGACACCAACUCAUUUGGGCCACGUGCGUACUUCGUUACCGGACAGCAGCCGGCCAAGUUAUCGGUGGACAACAUUCAGCUGGAUGACGAGGGCGUUUACCGCUGCCGCGUCGACUUCCAGAACUCGCCCACGCGUAAUCAUAGAAUUAACUUAACGGUUAUUGUUCCUCCGCACCAAAUACUCGUGUACGAUGCCUCUGGUCGCGAUGUUGCCGGAGCUGUGGGUCCAUUGCUCGAGGGCGAUAAUAUUGUGUUGACAUGUGAAGUGCGUGGCGGUCGACCAGAGCCAACAGUGACCUGGCUGAACGGAACGCGCAUCUUAGAAGCUGGUAGCGGAGUCUCGAUGGGCCGCCAUGUGACCGUGAACCGCCUGGAGGUGGCCCAAAUCUCGCGCUCCGCCCUGAACAACACGUACCGCUGUCAGGCUUCCAACACGAAGCUGGUGGCGCCCGUGGAGCGCAGCAUCCGCAUCGAAAUGUUACUCAAACCCACAUCAGUCAAUUUAACCAAUAAGUUGAAGGUCUUCGCCUCGAACACGCAGUACAAUCUCACCUGCAUUGUGGCCGGUUCAGUACCGGACACGGAAAUCAAAUGGACGCAGAAUAAUCGGCCCUUCAAACGUGGCCUGCUGUCAACGAGCCAGGGCAAUGGCAGAGUCAUAUCCACAUUGACAUUUUAUCCACAGCCCGAGGACGACGGCACGAUGCUCAAGUGCGAGGGCUCCAACCCACGGCUCCAGAACUCGGCCAUCGAGGACUCGCUCAUGAUGAAUGUCAUCUAUCCGCCGCAGGUCACCUUGUCGCUGGGCUCCACACUGCGUCCCGAUGACAUUAAAGAGGGCGACGACGUCUACUUCGAGUGCCACAUCAAGUCCAAUCCCAAGGAGCAUCGCAUCAUGUGGUCACAUGACGGCCAACCCGUCACCCAGAAUGUGUCCUGGGGCAUUAUCAUCUCCACUCGUUCCCUGGUCCUACAGCGAGUGGGUCGCGUCCACUCCGGCUUUUAUGCCUGUUCGGCGGCCAAUGACCGCGGCGAAACCCAGUCAGCUCCGGUCAACUUAAGGAUAAGAUAUGCGCCCGUCUGCAGCAGCAGCACCAUCACCGUGAUUGGAGCCUCCUUGGAGGAGGCCGUGCCCAUUCCCUGCCGCGUCAACUCGGACCCGCCCGAAAUCGACUUCGAAUGGACCUUCUCCACCAGCGGUGAGCACUUCGAGGUGCCCUCUGGCCACUAUGCCACCAUCCAGGAUCCCACCAUGACCACCACCAGCGAUGUGAGGCGCACAGUCGUAGAGUCUAACGAAACGCACUUUGAGAGCUAUGUGGAAACCGUCAGCGAACUGAUCUAUACGCCCAAAGGAGAGCGGGACUAUGGAACGUUGGCCUGCUACGGAAGGAAUGCCAUUGGAAAGCAAUCGGAGCCAUGUGUGUUUCAAGUGGUACCAGCAGCCAAGCCGGGGGCACUGCGAAACUGUACACUCCGGCCGUAUGUGGUGACCUCCGCCUCGCUGAACUCAUCGAAUCAGACGACAAUGCAUGCCAAUCAAAUGCUGCCCACACAAUACGGCAGACACGAGUCGAAUUACCCGCACAUGGAAUACGUACGUGAGCGCCAUAACAGCAGUGGCAGCAGCAACAACACCAACGCGACUGCCCGGAACAAUGUGGCCAAUAAAAAUAUGAGGGGCAGGACAAGUGCUGGCCAGGCCAAAUCCAAUAAUAAGCAGCUCAGUCAGCAGCAAUUGCAGCGCCUCAAGAAGCGUACAUCAUUCACACCGUCCCAGACAUUGGCAGCCAUCGAAAGGCAGCGCCACAGGAAGCAGCAGCAGCAGCAGCAGCAGCAACAUCAGCAAACACAGCAGCAACACCAAGCCACUGCUAGCAAGUCCGAUGGCAGCAGCGAUAGCAAACCUGAUGGAUCGCCGGCCAAGUCGCCAAAGCAGCGAAUGCGGCGUGCCAGCCAAAUCCCGCAGAGACAGGACCAACAUCAGCUGGAUGCAGGCAGCCAGCUCCAGCUCCAGCUUGCAGCAUCAAUAACAAGCCAGCGGAAGACGGCAGAAUCAAAUUUAUCAAUGUCACAUGUAGGCAAAGGCAGCAGUAGCAGCAACAUCAACAUCAACAGUAACAGCAACAGUAACAAUAACAAUGGCAAACUGCCAGCAAAGUAUUUUAAUAAGCGACAGAAAAACAUGAACAAACAGAAGCAGCAGCAGCGGCAACAGCAAAAGGGAACAAACGAGCACAACAGCAAUAUAAUCCAUCAUUAUGCAACUUCGAGUUCGAGGAGAAGCAAACGGCUGGCAGCAAAUGACAUCUUAGCAACUGUGGCGGCAGCAGCCACAUCGGCAUCAUUAUCAUCCUCCUCGGCCACCUCAUUGGCAGCCACUGCCACGGCGGCGGUGAAAAUUGAGCAGGAUGUUGCUGCUGCUAGCAGUAGCAGUAGCAACAAUAAGCGGUCUCGCAAAUCCCUAACCACCCUUGACAAACAGCAGAAACAGCAGCAGCAGCAGCAGAAGAAACAGCAGCAGCAGCAACUGUUGCUCCCGCCGAAUGCCCCGCAAAUAAGCAACCAGCCGGUAGCAGCAAUUAGCGGCAACAAUGUCAAGGAAACAGCAGCAACAUCGGCGCAAGUUGCAGUUGCAACGGGAGUCAAGGACAAGGCGUCGUCCAAAGAAGACUCCACUAACAACGACAACGACAACGACGACGACGACGACGACGACGAUGAUGAUGAUGAUGACGAUGGGGCAGAGAUGGAUGCUGAAACAGAGACUAAUGACGACGAGGAAGAUGAGGAUGGAGUGGCCCACGAUGACGAUGCAGACCUGGAUGAAGAUGUUGCCCAGCUGGCCACCGAUGCCGAUUACUUGGCCGACGGCCCUGGUGAUUUGGAGGAGUACGAAACAGUCGAGGAGGUGGACGGACAGGCUAAACAUGUGCACAUGUUGUCCCUGGAGGAGCAACUGGAUCUGGAGUCACUGGAGGACAAUGUCGAAGAGGAGGAGGCUGGCGAUGAUGAUGGCGAGGUCGAUGAUAUGUACAAUGUUAGCGAUGAUGACUUUGUGGCCAGCGUGGCCCUCUCCACAUCCGAUACUACAGCCAGCAUCGUUCAAAGGACAACAGAAGGACCUCACACUAAGGACAAAGCCAGCCAAACCACUGAGUCCGCUGCUGAAUGGCAGCUUCCUCAUUUCGACUACUCACGCAUGGAGUACAGCUUCAGCAAUGGGGUCGUCACCCAGAGCUUGCUGGGCGGAUCGGGGACCGGGGGUGUGGCUGGCAAUGGACACGACGGCUUUUCGGGCGGCGGUACCAUAAAUUUCGAUAACUACGACAACAUAAUCUACUCCACCAUGGAGCUGGAGUGCAUGCCUGGCUAUGAUGGUGGACUGCAGCAGCAGUUCUUCCUCGAGGCCUACGAUUCCAAGACCAAAAAACUCCGCCUGAACAUGAGCAGCACCUACGUGGAUGUGCCAGUGUUCCGGAUCGAUCUAUCAGAUCUGAUGCCCAUGGACUACUAUCCCGAUGCCCACCCGGCCCUGCACUUGGUCGUCUACAGCGUCAAUCAGAAGGGCCGCUCCGAACCGAUUGUCCUGGAGAAUGUGCCCAUCAAUGAAGCGGACAAGCGUUCAGAUGGUCGCAUGGGCCUGUCGAUUUUGCCCCUGGCUGCUCUCCUCGCCGGCACUUUAUUCACUGUGGGCAUAGCGGUUCUAUCCGUGGUGGUCAUCGCUGUUCGCCGACGACGUGGCCAAGGAGCCCGCAAUAUGUGCGAUGACAAAGACAAGCACCUGGGCAUGGAUGUGACGGUGACGGCGCCUCUGGAAACAGGAGCAGGCCAUCAGCGGCUCGUGGUGGCCUACACCCUGAAGCAGGGCAUCGAGAAGCAGCCGGACAUAUUGAGCGCCCAGAAGAGCGCUACAACUGGUGGUGACGCCUCGUCGCCGUUGGGAAAUCGGCCGAGUGGUUUGUUCGCUGGCGGAGGAGUGGGUGGUGCAUCUGCCGCACCCAUGACCGGCAACACUGGCGGCCACAAAACCACGGAUUAUGACGCGAAUGCGACGCACUUGAACAGCCCGCCCUCGCAGUCCAGCACCUUGAAGCUGGAGAGUGACCCAGCGGCGGGAGGUGGAGGGGUUGGAGCCAAUGCCCGGAGCGGGAACGCCCCACCACUCCUCUACGAUGCCAUGCCCACGCUGAGUCGCUACGAGCAGCUAGGGCUGAGCAUGGCCAGCUAUUCCGCCGGAGCGACAGGAACUGGGGGCAGUAGCAGCACCUUGAGCUCCGCCGGCAGCACGGUGAGCAAUGCAAUGGCCGGCAAUGGAGCCGCGGGGGCGGGUGGCUAUGCCGCUCACCUGCACCACACGCUGCCCCACAACAUGGCCCCCCAGCGUGGCCACGAUCCGCUCAACCUGGCCGACUACCUGACCACCAGCAGCCUCAUAGACUACGGCCUCAACAAACCGCCCGCUGCGCACAUGACGCUGCCCAAGGGCAUGGGUCUGGGCCUGGGGAUAGGCGUGGGUGUGGGUGUGGGAAUGGGUCCUGGAGCGAGCAUGGGCAUGGGCUCCGUGAUGGCCGCCGGCACCAGCCUGUCGCCCUCGCAACUCAACACCAUCACGCACAAGUCGGCGGCAGGACGUAACCACAUCAUCACGGACACUCUGCCCGGUCCGGAGAGCUGCGUCUAAGCACUGGGCCAUCGAGCUCAUCCUGGCAUUCCGGAAUCCUGGCAUCCAACCAAAAGACUGGCGCACAGCAGUAGCCCAAACACACAGCCGAAUCAAAGUGACAGCGAACUACUAACUAGUCAUGUGAAGCUGCGGUCAAAUUAGUGGUCGAGGGGAUACCAAAAAUGCUUUUAAAGUAUAUAAUUUAAACUUGAUUAGUAACUAAACUUUAGACAGUUUUAUAAACUAUCACUUUUUGAUCGAUUAAUAAGCCACUGCCUAUAAGACAUCAAAGGAAUAACUCAAGUUUUAAGAUCCUCUACAAAAGUCAAAUGACAUUUAAACAAAUUUGUUAGCUUGAUGGGAAUAGGUUAAUAAAACUUUUCACUUUUUUUUUAA